This is a messenger RNA of Camellia sinensis, 768 nucleotides long. Lineage: Eukaryota; Viridiplantae; Streptophyta; Magnoliopsida; Ericales; Theaceae. The record is from RefSeq and is a predicted model, not a curated record.
CACACUUUUAUAAGUAGAGUACAGUUUCCUUUGCCCUUGUCGAAUUCCAUUCUUCCCUCUCUCCCCCUGACCCAAAAUCAGACUACCCCCAUUCCUCAACUUUAAUCAAUCUUUCUCUCAGUGAAUCCAUGGCAGAUUACAGAUCAAACUCAUAUGCUGGUGAUGGUAGGAUGCAAAUACAUAGCUACUAUGGAGGACACAGACCCACUUCAAAUCCUCAUGACUUCAGGUCUUUCAAUGCUUCAUAUGUUUGUUAUCCACCACCACCACAAACCCAGAUGGAUGGUGUGAAAGGUUUGAAGUUGAAGAAACGCAAAAGCUCAAUUGGGUCUUCUUCAAAAUCUUGGGGUUUGAAAGACCCUGAGUUUCAGAGGAAGAAGAGGGUUGCAAGCUAUAAGGCUUAUGCUGUUGAAGGGAAGGUCAAAGGGUCUCUGAGGAAGAGCUUCAAGUGGCUCAAGGAUAGGUACACCCGGGUUGUCUAUGGGUUUUGGUGAUUUUAUGAGUUUUUUCAUAUACCACUUUGUUUUCAUGUUUUGUGCUUGAUGACUGUUUGGUAAAUUAGAAAGUUGUGUCAUGGUAUGGGCUGUUAUCUUAAAUUCAUGAUGUGGGUUUUCUCAAAAGACCCUGAUUGAUUGUGUUUUCCUUUUUCAGGGAAAAGAAAAAUGAAAAGUUCGAAAAAAAACACUCAUUGUUCGUUCCAUAUCUUUUUCAUCUUUGUAAGAAACAUUUUCCAAAAUUUGAAAACAAUCAGUUGGUGUUUCCUUAAAA